Molecule: messenger RNA, 2921 nt
Organism: Saccostrea cuccullata (small rock oyster)
Lineage: Eukaryota; Metazoa; Mollusca; Bivalvia; Ostreida; Ostreidae
Product: estrogen receptor beta-like
Exons: 9
Coding region: 16-2256 (746 amino acids)
Biological process (GO): cellular response to estrogen stimulus; regulation of transcription by RNA polymerase II; estrogen receptor signaling pathway
Cellular component (GO): nucleus; chromatin
Molecular function (GO): nuclear steroid receptor activity; steroid binding; estrogen response element binding
Source: RefSeq, a predicted model, not a curated record
UUGCAAGUAGCCAAUAUGCCUCCACCCAAAAAGCCUAAAAGUGGUCCCACAUCAAUAGAGCAAUUCAUGUCUACUGAGGAAAUCCGAACACCAAGCGAUGACGAGGAUAUGCGGGAGAGGACCGGAUCCUGCUCAUCAGACGUGUCCGUGAUUUGCGAAAAAACGGAGAGUGACAAGGAAUCGCAGAUCUUCGAGGACGAGAAAAGUCCGUCUGGACUAAAACUGUUGAGAGACUUGAUCACGAAGAAAGUGAACGAUGAACAACGGGUUCCUGGGUCGUGUUCGAGUGGUAGAAGUUCAUGUCAGAGUCUGUCUCCAAGCAACGAGUCGGAGGACGCUUCGCGUGAAAAUUCUCGAGCUAGCACGACGGCCAGUCUCACGAGCGAGGAGCGAAAGAAACAUCCCCCAAGCGCGUCCUCGCCAAUUUCCCCAAUGGCGGGAAGCGUGUUACCUCCUUUUGGAAACAGUGCAAAUCCCCAAACUGCAGCUACAUCGGUACGGGGAAGCGAGCGCUUAAUUAACAGUAUGGUGGCUUCGAGUUUCAUGUCGGGAGCUUUUCCCACCAGCCCCACAACGACGUCCUACUCUGCCUAUUUCCCCUCCUACUUGUACGGGCAAUCCUUGCAAAGUUCAUACUAUCUCAACAACUUUGAUUCGGAACCAAGAGAUCUGUCUACCAAAAUUCAGAAGGAAAAUCAAAAUCGCGAAAGACUUUUUGAUCGAAGUUCCGUUGACUCACAAGUUCACAGGGAUAUUGAGCAGCGACUCUCCGCCCAUUUUGGACUCGGGUCUUAUGACUCCCUGACGGAUCGUAAGGAUUUGGAUUCACGGAAGAAUUUGGUUGGAAUUCUGACGGAACCCAGAUAUAACCACUUACGGUUCCCAGUCAGUCCUGUGGACAGAGAUGCUGCGUCGUUCCCGUUCUUUGUCAAUGGAUACGAGUCAAGGAGAGAGUCCAUCGAAAAACUGGUUCCUAAGGAGGAGCAUGGAUCCCACCACUCUCCCAGCAUGGUACCCCAGGGCAGUUUUCUGUCCAUGCCCUACAUGAUGCAUAAUCAAGUCCCCUCCUCCACCACCCUGGAGUUCCGCGAUCAUGACGGGCGGAUUCUCCCCCUAUUAGACCCCUCUCUCUCAUUCGCAGAUGGAAGAAAACUAAAGCAUAGUGCUGUUACAGGUCAUGGACCAAACAAGCUAUGCCAGGUGUGCAGUGAUAAUGCCUCGGGGUUCCACUAUGGGGUGUGGUCCUGUGAGGGAUGCAAAGCCUUCUUCAAAAGAAGCAUACAAGGGCCAGUCGAUUAUGUAUGCCCAGCUACCAAUACCUGCACUAUAGACAAACAUCGUCGAAAAUCCUGUCAGGCAUGCAGAUUACGCAAGUGCUAUGAAGUGGGAAUGAAUAAAGGGAGUCAGAGAAAGGAGAGGAAAGGUAGCAUUUCUAUGUCCAAACCAACGGCCACCAAACGGAGUCGUGCAGACUCGUCCGACAACACGGUCAAUUCUACCAGCGGCAGCCCCAACCCAGCAAAGUCAGCUAGGAAGUCCCAGACUGUGAUCAUACUUCAGGCCUUGAACAAGGCGGCGCUGCCAGUCCUGGAGAGCCACCACAACCAUGGUCAGCCGCCCACCAAGGUCCACCUCCUCAACUCACUGGUCAAGCUGGCAGAGAGGGAGUUAGUGCACCUUAUCAACUGGGCCAAAAAUGUCCCUGGUUACACAGAUCUAUCUUUGAGUGACCAGGUCCAUUUGAUUGAAUGCUGUUGGAUGGAACUCCUCCUAUUGAACUGUGCAUUUAGAUCUAUUGAACAUGGGGGCAAAAGUCUGGCCUUUGCCCCUGACCUUGUGCUAGACAGGUCAUCUUGGAGUACCAUAGAAAUGGCGGAGAUCUUUGAACAAGUGGCAGCGGUUUCUGAACAGAUGAUGCAAAACCACCUACACAAAGAUGAACUUCUCCUGUUACAGGCCAUGGUUCUUGUUAACGCAGAAGUACGCCGACUGGCCAGCUGUAACCAGAUUUACAAUAUGCAACAGGCUCUGCUUGAUGCCAUAGUGGACACUGCACAGAAAUAUCACCCAGACAAUGUACGACAUGUACCCUCUGUUCUCUUAUUAUUGACACAUAUACGGCAGGCAGGGGAGCGGGGGAUCGCAUACUUUCAGAGACUCAAGUCCGAGGGAAUUGUAACUUUUUGUGAUUUGUUGAAAGAAAUGUUAGAUGCACAGGACUUCUUGGAGAAGAAAUCUUCAAAUGAAGGAGAUUGAAAAAGUAUAUAUAUAUGUUUUGUCUCAGUCACCAUGGUGAUCCUGUAACUAUAGUGAUAUACCUAACUUUUUGGCAGAUGCAAUUUUGAAUAUUUAUGUAGAGAGAGGAGGAGAAAAUAAGAUUGAAAAAAAUUAUGCACAGACUUAAGAAACGAUACAUAAGAAAAACCUUAUGAGGUUUGUAUAUGGAUGCUACAAAAUGAAUUUAUUGUGUAAUUAAUGAGCUCCAAUUGUUGUCACUGUGUUACUGUAUCAAUUAUGAAUGUUUAUCCCAUUUUUUUGGACACAUUUUCCCCUCUCUUGUUACUAAGAUUCAGAAUGGUUUCUACACGUCUGUCAUUGUCAGGUAUUAGAUGUUUGAGCAGCUAUCCGGUCUGUUGAGGAUGUUUUACAUUAUAUUAUACCAGCUCACAUACUGCUUGUGAAGAUAUAUACAUAGGUGUACAUGUAUGUUGCUCUUUGAACAAAGAAGUAUUAUGUUAAACUAUUGCGAGUUCUUGUUUCGAUCAUAACACGAGUGAGACACCAUAUUGUUAAUGUUUGCAUUUUAUCAUUUUCAUCGUAUCAACCUAAACAUUACAUGUAUAUAUAUUAUGUGCAUCCAUUUUUUUUUUUAAUUAGAACUUCAGCAAGUGGAUUUUAUGUUAACUAGUUGUCUUUUUUUU